AUGAUGCUUCGAAUCCGCAGCAGAGACGGACUCGAACGCGUCUCCAUCGACAAUCCAAACACCACAAUUUCCCAACUCAAAACUCUAAUCCAAAACCAACUCCAAAUCCCUAUCCAAAACCAAACCCUCUCUACUAACCAAAACCUCCUAUUAGCCAAAUCCCCUUCCGAUCUCCUCCAAUUCUCCGACAUGUCAAACCCUAGUACCCCUCUCUCUUCCCUCAAUAUCUCUCACGGCUCCAUUAUUUUCUUAGCCUACGAAGGCGAGAGAAAUAUUGCGGGCCCCGCUGUUCACCCUGCUGGUUCUUUCGGCCGUAAGAUGACAAUGGACGAUCUAAUUGCCAAACAGAUGAGAGUUACUCGCCAAGAAAAUCCGCACUGCGAUUCGGUGUCGUUUGAUCGCGAUUGCGCUAAUGCGUUCCAGCAUUAUGUUAAUGAAACCCUGGCGUUUGCGGUUAAAAGAGGUGGGUUUAUGUAUGGAACGGUGUCGGAAGAGGGGAAGGUUGAAGUCAAUUUCAUAUACGAGCCGCCGCAGCAGGGGACUGAAGAGGUUUUGAUGCUUUUGAGAGAUUCUGAUGAAGAAAAGUUAGUGGAGGCUAUUGCGGCGGGUUUGGGGAUGAGGAGAGUGGGGUUUAUUUUUACGCAGACUAUAAUGCAAGACAAAAAGGAUUAUACUUUGUCCAACAGGGAGAUUCUUCAGGCGGCGGAGCUGCAUGCUGAGAGUGAGUUGAAGGAGUGGGUUACUGCGGUGGUGAAGUUGGAGGUGAAUGAGGAUGGGGGAGCUGAUGUGCAUUUCGAGGCGUUUCAGAUGAGUGAUAUGUGUAUUAGGUUGUUUAAAGAAGGAUGGUUCGAGACAGAGAUUGGGGAGGAUGAGGAUCCUAAGUUAUCUAAAUUGAAGAAGGAUGUAGUUGUUGGUAGCAAGGAUGUUAAGGAGGUUGAUAAUGAUUUCUUCUUGGUCGUUGUCAAGAUUUUGGAUCACAUGGGCCCUCUGUCAUCAACCUUUCCAGUUGAGAACAGGAUCACCCAAGUGACAAUGAGAGCAUUGAGGAGUCAUCUGGACCGCACAAAGAAUCUUCCAUUCGUGAAGAGAAUUUCUGAUUUUCAUCUCUUGCUAUUUCUGGCCAAGUUUCUAGACCUCAAUUCUGAUGUUCCGGCAUUGGCAGAGUGUGUGCUUACACAGACAGCAGUACCAGAAGGUUAUCUGCUCCUAAUUGAGUCCAUGGCUAGUACUUCUUGA
Dovyalis caffra is the source of this 1236-nucleotide messenger RNA. Lineage: Eukaryota; Viridiplantae; Streptophyta; Magnoliopsida; Malpighiales; Salicaceae. The record is from the annotation of a GenBank genome assembly.